Aspergillus melleus is the source of this 1017-nucleotide messenger RNA. RefSeq names its product fungal specific transcription factor domain-containing protein. Gene Ontology annotation, cellular component: nucleus. Gene Ontology annotation, biological process: positive regulation of transcription by RNA polymerase II. Gene Ontology annotation, molecular function: sequence-specific DNA binding. Bases 1 to 1017 code for a protein of 338 amino acids. The transcript is spliced from 2 exons. NCBI's taxonomy places the organism in Eukaryota, Fungi, Ascomycota, Eurotiomycetes, Eurotiales, Aspergillaceae. The record is from RefSeq and is a predicted model, not a curated record.
AUGCCAGUCAGCGGCAUCUUGCGCGACCUUUACGGCCUCAAGCGCCCGUCGUAUCCAAGGCAGGAAGAGGUGACGCAGUUGUAUGACAACCAGCUGAAGCAAUGGCAUGAUGACUUAGGCGAUUUUCUUGAAAUAACGAAGACUGAACUUAUGAUGCCAAUCUUUCGCCGACAACACACGGUCCUACAACUGGCCUAUUCGCAUGCCAUCAUCCUACUUCAUCGACAGGCUCUACUGACAAAGCCUUCUACGUCUAAUAUUAACCAUGAAAAUGCAAGCCGAAUGAGUCUGCAGUAUAGUACUGGGAGAUGCUUAGAUGCAGCGACCGCAAUUGUCACGAAACUUAGGGAGCUUAUCCUAAAACAGGAGAUGUAUUCCGCAUACUGGGCACGUAAAGUCUCAUUGUGUACUGCGAGAAAAGCGCUAACAUAUGUGCAGUUUACUCACUACUACGUGUUCUCUGCGCUCGUUGCACUCUAUGUGUAUGCUGUACAGAGCCGCUCAAAAGCGUCUCACAUCUGGAAAAGGCACCUGGACCUCGCGCAGCAAGGUCUGAGCGAUCUAGCAGCAUGCUCUACUGACAUGACAUAUGCACAAAGAUAUGUCGUGGUUCUUACAGAGCUUCAGAAUGAAGCCAUGAAGCCGAUUGAGGAAGGAAACCGGUCAGCAGUACCUGCCAAUGAAGCCCUGCCGUCAUGUGAACGGCUUUGUCCAGCGCCAGGAGAUAUCUCGGGCACCGAACUAGGCUCGCAUGCUAUCUUAUCUGUCUCCGAGGAUGGAGCGGUGUCUUCCCAAGAAAUCGCAAUAGACACUGAUCUUGACAACUACGUACCUAGGGACUCAAUUCGUCGUGGCCAGCAUGAUGUCUACGAUAGCACUGACGACCCAUGGGCUCUUCAGACACUCGAAAACCGUGAAGCCUUCCGAAGCCUUGGCAUAGAAGGACUUGCGGAUCUAUCAUUCAUGUUUUCAACCGAGAAUACUGAUACGCUUCAAAUUGAUGAAGGAAUUUUCUAG